Penicillium oxalicum is the source of this 5031-nucleotide messenger RNA. Its product is annotated as bifunctional ATP-dependent DNA helicase/ssDNA endodeoxyribonuclease DNA2. Gene Ontology annotation, molecular function: 5'-flap endonuclease activity; single-stranded DNA helicase activity. Gene Ontology annotation, cellular component: cytoplasm. NCBI's taxonomy places the organism in Eukaryota, Fungi, Ascomycota, Eurotiomycetes, Eurotiales, Aspergillaceae. The transcript has 5 exons. Gene Ontology annotation, biological process: replication fork reversal. The coding region runs from base 1 to 5031 and encodes 1676 amino acids. The record is from RefSeq and is a predicted model, not a curated record.
AUGGCGACGACGAACAAGAAUUCGUGGCCCAUCUCUUCCAAAUCCCGUACAAAACUAAACGCAUUCCGAUACAACGAGGAAAACCCAUGGACUGAAACUGCGACUUCGAAAGACGAAACGAGAAUUGGGCACGUCGACAAGGAAAACCAAAGCUCGUGGCUGAAUGGCGUGGUUGCUCAAGUACAUACAAGCAAAGAAACAGAUGAUACACAGCCACAAUCUGCGCCAUUGACCGAGGAAACUGCUUUGACCGAUCAGCCCAAAUUGGUCAAGGAUUGCCCUCAAACGCCGGGAAACCGCAUACCUCUGGAGGACUUGAUCAGCAAUGCCGAAGAUGCUUUUGAAUCGGUUCAGGGCUCCGAUGUGACACCCAUAGACCAUGUUAUCUGGCAACAUGUCCCAGCCAGUUCCAAUCCAGAUGCGUCAUCUCAAACGCCCGCACGACGUCGGAAAAAACGGCGUCAUAGCUCGUCGCCAGCUGGUUCUCCAAGCCGAGAGACCUCUAAAAAGGCACACAAGGAACCGCUUGAUUUACAGUCAAUACAAGCCCUUUUCAAAACACCACAACACGACUUGGCAGCCGAGCUUUGGAACAAUUACGUGGAUAAGAAUAUGGUUGAUGGGGCUGACGAGCUUCCUGCGCCUCGCCUCGCAAACCUUCUGUCCUCGUCACCGCAAACACCAGUUUCGGGCAGAACAAGCCGAGACUCGUCUGGCUUGAGACGAUCUAUCAGUUGUGUUGCCGAAUGGCCUUCAUCUCGUGCAAAACGAAGAAAAGUCAAUCGUCAGGAUUCGGACUCUGGCCGAGGCAUAUUUUCCCGCACGAGAAGCAAUGUCCUGGACUCUGGCAAUGGCAAAUCGUCCCGAAUCAACUUCCUACUGGAGAGAAUAGAGAAAAGUCUACAUCCGCCUUCGCAGUCCGAUAUGGGACCGCCAAACUCCUCGCCCUUACGGCAACGUAUGGAUGCCCAAAGAUGUCGCUCAUCGUCUCCUAUACUGGAUCGCCAAAGCGGUGUGAAUGCUGAAGCUACCAAAAGUGCUCAACUUUCUGAACUUACUGAGCAACUUUUACCUGUGCGUUGCCAGAGCUUGCAAGAUUCAGACUCAGAAUUUGGUUGUGAUGAUCUAGACGAGGAUUUCUUGAACCUCGCUGAGGAUGCCGGGGACCCUUUUAUUGAUACUUCUGGUCAACACAAAGACAUCGCCCUAUUGGGCUCUUCUGCUGGCUCAAAAGCAAAAGCAAACGCAAAUCACGUUGAAAUCAGCAGCUCGGGGGGUCAAAAUGUCACAUCACCUAAACGAAAUGCUCCACCACUAUCACUGAAUAACGAAACUAAACAUGAUGAUUCUGACGAUUUCGAUGACGACUUUGGUGAUGACGACUUCGGGGUAUUUGAUGGCGAGCUCCAAGAUGUGCUGCGGAAUUGUGGUGCUGAACCGGCCAAAGUAUCAGAGCCACAUGCUGCCGCCCAGUCAACGCGACAAAAUGAAACAAUUUCUCUGGGCCCCGGAAAUCAAACUCCCGCCGAGGGAAUGCAUACUUCAGGACCGGUGGUAGCCCCCCCUUCUGAUGACGAAUUCGAUGAUGACUUGGACAUUGAUGCUUUUGAACAAACCAUGGAGAAAAGUGGUAAAGAUUCAGCUUAUAAUCUCAAGUCUCGCAAAGCAAUCAAGCGUUAUCAGGUUGUGAAUUCCGCAGAGAGUUCGUACGUCAACUCGAGAGGACGUACGCAGCCCGAACAGGUCCUGUCCGUCAAGGAUGAGAAGACGGAUGCCCGCAAGGUCAUUAUCUUGCGCGAGUCAUGGUUCGAAACGCCAUGCGAAAAAGAUUGUUUCGUUCACUUAGUCGGGGAUUUUGACACUUUUGGUCAGUGUAUCGUUGACAAUUCACACAACAUGAUUAUUCUCCACCCAGACCACUUGAUUUCAGCCACUGUUGUUGCAGACUCUGGGGAUUGCCAACGACGCGCUGUCCUUCAAGAUCGAGUCAAGGUCAUUGGCCAAAUUGAACGCCCACAGGCAUUCGGUAUUAUUUUUCACGAGGUCUUUCAAAAAGCGCUGAUGGCGAAUCAGUGGGAUACUGAAUCCAUGAGAAUGUUGGUUGAAAAGGUGCUUGAAAAUCACAUCGAAGAGCUCUACACAAUCAACAUGCGUACGUCUGAUGCCGUUGAGGAUAUCAUGGGGAAAAUACCCCAAAUUCAGGCGUGGGCAGACGUCUUUUUGCAAGCUAGUCCCAAGGCAAACUCGGUUGUUGAAGAUCGAAACGGCGCGAAGCUCAAUUUGAGUAUUAACAAAUUGCUCGAGGUUGAAGAACAUGUCUGGUCGCCAAUGUAUGGACUCAAAGGGAACAUCGAUGCAACUGUGCAGGUCGCGUGCGUCGAGAAAGAUACGUCAAGAAAUCUUGUCGUACCGCUCGAGUUAAAAACGGGAAAAAGAGACACCAACCAGGCGCAUAGAGCCCAGACUGCUCUCUACACCCUGCUCCUGUCUGACCGCUAUGAUGUGGACGUUACUUUUGGUUUGCUCUACUAUCUCGAACUUUCAAAGACCUUGAGCAUUCGAGGUAUUCGCCAUGAACUUGUUCAGAUGAUUCAAGUGCGGAAUCGGUUAGCAGGCUACAUCCGUGAGAGGACGCAGCUUCCACCAAUGCUUAAAAAAGCGCAAAUGUGCAAUAAAUGCUAUGCGAAGACACCAUGCUUGAUAUACCACAAGCUCUCAGAGGACGGCAAUGGUGACUCAAGCGGGCUGAGCGACGACUUUGAAGCCUUCACGCAACACUUGAACAAAGACGACCGCGACUUCUUUCGCAAGUGGGAUGACCUCCUGACUAAGGAGGAAGGAAACUUGAUCAAAUUUAAGAGGGAGCUGUGGACGUUGCUGAGUAAUGAACGUGAAGCAUUGGGCCGCUGCUUUGGAGAUGUUGUGCUUGACUCCCAUACGGUUCAUGAAGAUCAACAUGGAAGUCGAAUCAAUCGAUUCAAGUACACAUUUCGAAAACGAAACGCAACAUCCGGCUUUUCAUUCGCAGAGUCGCAGAUAUCGGUCGGCGAGCCAAUCGUGGUUUCGGAUGAAAGGGGUCACUUUGCGCUUGCGAAUGGCUACAUCACCCAUGUGCACACCUCUCAUGUUACAGUCGCCGUUGACCGCAGACUACACAGGGCCAGAGCGAAGACCGCUGGAUUCAAUCCAAUCUCGAACCAGUCUUUCAGAGGAAUUAUGGAAGUUGGAAAAGAAGGUCUUUCAGAACUUGAAGACCCAGAGGAGCAGAUGACAUAUCGCAUUGACAAGGAUGAAUUCAGUAACGGCAUGGCUCUUGUUCGAAACAACCUGAUUUGCAUGAUGGACAAAGAUCUUUAUCAGUCCAGACAUCUGAGAAGACUUGUUAUUGCAAGCCAGCCGCCUGUCUUCAAAUCAGCCUCGACUGCGUACACACUCCCUAAUUCAGUAAGCCUCAACGUUGAUCAAAAGCAAGCUAUCGAAAAAGUUAUGAGGGCGAAAGAUUAUGCUCUUGUCCUUGGAAUGCCAGGUACAGGCAAAACCACAACCAUUGCACACAUUAUCCGCGCUCUUGUCGCGCAGGGUAAGAGUGUUCUUCUGACCUCAUACACGCAUACUGCUGUGGACAACAUUCUGCUGAAGAUCCGGGACGACAACGUACCUAUUCUUCGCAUUGGUGCGGCUACAAAGAUCCACCCCGACGUCCAAGAGUUUGCCGAUCUGGCGGCGAUCCCCAAGAAGACGAUCGAAGAACUCAAACAUUCGUACGAGAACCCACAGGUUGUUGCGACAACUUGUCUGGGAAUCAACCACAACAUUUUCAAUCAGCGGAUCUUCGACUAUUGUAUUGUCGACGAGGCUUCACAGAUCACGCUUCCAGUGUGUUUAGGCCCAAUCCGCAUGGCGAGGACUUUCAUCCUGGUGGGUGAUCAUUAUCAGCUCCCGCCGCUGGUCCAGAACAAGGCUGCCCAGGAAGGGGGUCUUGAUGUCAGUCUAUUCAAGCUACUCUCCGACGCACAGCCUGAUUCCGUUGUGAAUCUGGAGCAUCAGUACCGUAUGUGCGAAGAGAUCAUGUUGCUUUCGAAUACCCUCAUCUACUCCGGACGGUUGAAAUGCGGUACUCCGGAGGUUGCGGCUCGAUCGUUGGAAAUUCCGGAUAUCCACGCAUUGGCACAAUUUCACGCAGGUGACAUUAUAUCGACUCAAUCAAGGCAAGAGAUCUGUCUCGGUAAAGCGAAUGGACGCUGCUGGCUUAAUGACUUGCUUGUGCCUUCUGCGAAAACCCUCCUUGUCAACACCGACACGUUAGGGGCGGCAAGUCUAGAGACAGCGCAGGGACAACGGGUUGUUAAUCACCUCGAAGCGGUUUUGUGCACUCAGCUAGUGGAAGCAUUAAUCGCUUGCGGUAUUUCUGCCCGAGAUAUUGGUGUCAUUACUUUCUAUCGCAGCCAGCUUUCUCUCCUGCGCCAGAACCUUCGUCGCUAUGCGCCCGAACUGGAGAUGCACACCACCGAUAAAUUCCAAGGACGGGACAAGGAGAUUGUCAUCCUCAGCUGCGUGCGCAGCAACAGCGAAAAUCAUGUGGGAGAGCUUUUGCGCGACUGGAGACGAGUCAACGUUGCCUUUACCCGUGCCCGCACCAAGUUACUUGUCCUCGGCAGCAAAUCAACACUGCGUGAUGGUAACGAGCUUCUUGGAAAGUACGUUCGACUCGUGGAAAGCAAAGGCUGGGUAUACGAUCUUCCGUCCAGCGCCGCCGAAGACCACACUUUUUCAUCGGUUGCAUUUGACUCUACUCAAAAGCCUCUUACCUCUCCGAACCUGGCCAAAAGCCCUCCAUCUUUUAAGAAACCCCCAAAUUCACCCGCAAACCAAAAGCUUGAGACCCGGGAAAUUCUCAGCCCGUCAAGGUCUCGCAACUCGUCCUCGCGAUUGAAACAACCUGCAAAGCGGGGUGCAAAAAUUUUCAACGGUUUCUCCGUUGUGGGAAAUAGACCUAUUCUUCAAGACCUGGUAAAUGACAUUGCUGGGUAG